CGCGUGCCGCGCCGUUGCCGCAGCAGCAGCAGAAUCCGCCGCCCCCACCCCCCGCGCAUGGAUCGCGCCGGGCGCCGCGCCCGCGGCUGCCGUGGCGAGUCCCUGGCGGCGGUGCGAGCGGAGGCGCCGUCCUCCUCCCGCGCGCGCCGCCGCGAUAAGGGGCCGGUCGUUGUCAUCGACCUCGUCGACGACGACGACGACGGCUGCGCCGGUGGCAGGGGCAGGGAGGCGGCGGGUGGCGCUGCUGGCAGGCGCAGAGGCUCCACGGCGGCUCCUUCGCCUUCGCCUUCGCCCCCGCCUCCGUCUCCGCCGCCGCCGAUGAUGGUGCCGGCAGGGGCGGUGGCGAUGCGGACGCGAUCGCGGAGGCGGGCGAUGCAGGCGGCGAUCGCGCCGGAGGAGUCCAGGGCGAAGAGGAGGAGGAAGGGAACGAGCUCGGAUGUCGCAGAGGCGUCCGGUGGCCGGGCCAGCAAGGCCACCGGGGCCUCGAGGUCGACGCCGAGAGAUAAGCGGCGCGGGCGCGACCACGACCGCUCGCGGCGAGCCUCGGAGCCAUCGAGCACGGGCCGCUCGCGGCGAGCAUCGGAGCCAUCGAGCACGGGCCGCGCGCCGCGAGCCCCGGAGCCAUCGAGCACGGGCCGCGCGCGGAAGCGCAGGGGCAAGGAGUUGGAGGCGGAAACAGAGGUGGAGGCGCGAGCUCGUCGUGGAGAACGGGUGAAGGUGUCGCGUGGCAAUGAAAGUGAUGGCGACGGCGGGCGAGGCGAUGAUGCUUCUCAUGACGGGAAUGGGGAGGCUCGCACUGCAGGCGCCAAUGCUAAACAGGGCAACAGGGAUCGUCCCAGAGCCACUGGUGGGCAUCAGAUUCAGGAGCAUUGUGUAGCCCGGGAGGUCACUGCUUUGGAUUUGGAUCACCUCACGGACGAGGUGGCCUCGGGUGAUGCAGAGGAAGUGGAAUGUGGUGGCGACGAUGGAGGUGGGCGAGAUGGUGGCUUUAAUGUCGACGAGGACACGCAGGAUUCUGGGAACAGAGAGCUGGCACCGAUUGUGAAUGAGGUGGCUGAGGAGAUGGCACCCUUUGAAGAUGACUAUGACAAUGAGAUGUUGGAGGAGCAGCUUGUUGGAGAUGUAAUCCGUGCUUACAGCAAUGGUGGAGAAGUGGAUUGGGAGGCAGAGGACGAGAUGGAGUUUGAUGAUGAUGCUGAUGAUGGUGAUUUUAUGGAUGAUGCUGAUGAUGGCGAUUUUAUGCAUGGUGCUGAUGAAGGUGGCAUGACACCGGUGCAAGACCAUGAUAAAAUGGAAAUGCAAGACUUGGUGAACCAUCAUGUUGUUUUGGUUGGAGGGAGGUGUCAAGAAGAGGAGGCAGAGGAGGAGGAAGAGGAGAGAGAGGAUGAUACUGAUAAUGGCGAUUUUAUGGAUGGUGCUGAUAAAUGUGGCAUGACACCAGUGCAAGACCAUGAUAAGAUGGAAAUGUUAGUCUCGAGGCUUAUAAGGGAGGGCGGACAAAAGGGUGAAGCAGCUCCAGGUUCUAAUCAACCAGGACUGCCUGUAGAAGUUCUGGACUCUGAUGAGGAAGUCAAGGUGCUCGAAAAUGUGAGUAGUGCCCCCUCCAGGAAGGCAUCAGUGCAACCCAAGUUACCAACAAUUCCAUCUUGUGUUGCAUGGAGAACUCGAUCUUCAUGGGGGAUAAGUCAAGAUAGGCUAUCAUAUAAUACAUAUUUUGAGGAAUUGUCUGAUGAGCCAAAAGAGGAUGAUGAUGAUACAGAAGUUGAACUUGAUGAAGAGGACAACAAUGAUGAUGGCAGUAGUGAGACUUAUGAUAAAGAUGAAGAAGAUGAAGAGGAAGAGGAAGAGGAAGAAGAGGCUGAAAGGAGAAAGCUGAAAAACAGGAUUUACUCAUCCGAUGAUGACAUGAUCGAUAGUACUGUUCCUGCCUCAAGAUAUGAGGAUAAUACUGUCCGUAGCUCAAGAUAUGAGGAUAAUACUGUUCCUACCUCAAGAUAUGAUAUCGAGUGGGAGGAGGUUGAAGAUGCAAAUGUCGAUAUUUUUCAGCCAAUCUCCUUUAAGAAAGCUACCAGGUGGAACCCUGUGGUUGUGGACAAUGACACAUUUACUGAGCAACAAAAGCAAUCAAGAUUUACUUGGGAGCUUGAGAGGAGGAAAAAGCUUAAACUUGGGAUAGUGAAGACACACCCUUUGUAUGAGAAGGAUUUGGACUCAGAUUCCAGCUCAUCGGGUUCCGAACAGAUCAAAAGGAAUGGAUUCAAAAGGGAUGGUGAUCAAAAAGUUGGGAGGAAAAAGAAGCAUCCAUUGUCUAAAUCAGGCAAGAAAUCUAGCCAUACAACCAUGCUGAAGAGACAGUCUCUUAUGAAGCUUUUGAUAGAUAAAAUGAGCAGGGAUAAAAACGGAGAAUCUUUCCCAUUUGAUCUGAAUCCUCAGCUCCAGUUUAUUUUCAAGGAAAUGCAUCCGUUGGUAUUUUCAUUUGGAGAUGAAGAUUUAGUACCAGCUGACAAACCAGAGCAAGAUGGUGCAAUUGAUAUGUUGUGGGCUGAUUUUGACUUUGCUUUAGAGUCAGAGAAUAUUGGGACUUAUUAUGAUGACGAGGGUCAAGAAGAGGGCAAUCAGCUAGAAUUUGCUCUUGCCCCAGUAACACCUUGUUCUCGAGGGAAGCAUGAAUUUAUCAUUGAUGAUCAAAUAGGAAUCAGAUGCAAAUACUGUUCCUUAGUAAAUCUGGAAAUCAAAUUCAUGUUCCCAUCAUUGGUCUCAGGUUUUGCUGAGAAAUCUGCAUGGCCAAAUGCAAAAGGUGUGAAGAAUGCAUUGAUGUUUCAUGAUCUUUAUGACGAAGCAGGCGGUGCCACUGAGCACUCUCAAGAUUUCCAUCUAUAUGGAACGGUGUGGGAUCUGAUUCCAGGGGUCAUUACUACUAUGUACGAGCAUCAACGUGAAGCAUUUGAAUUUAUGUGGACAAAUCUAGUUGGUGAUAUUAGGCUUGAUGAGCUGAAGCAUGGAGCAAAGCCUGAUGUUGUUGGAGGAUGUGUGAUCUGUCAUGCUCCAGGGACAGGGAAGACACGGUUAGCAAUUGUAUUUAUCCAGACAUAUAUGAAAGUGUUUCCAGACUGCCGGCCAGUGAUUAUUGCACCUCGUGGGAUGCUUUUUGCUUGGGAUGAGGAAUUUAAGAAAUGGAAUAUUAAUGUUCCUUUUCAUAUAAUGAAUACAACUGAUUACACUGGAAAAGAGGACCGGGACAUAUGUAAGUUAGUAAAGAAACAACAUCGAACAGAAAAGUUGACAAGACUUGUGAAACUGCUUUCAUGGAACAAGGGCCAUGGUAUUCUCGGAAUAAGUUAUGGCCUUUAUACGAAGCUAACAUCCGAAAAGCCAGGUUGCACAGAAGAAAACAAAGUAAGAAGCAUUCUUCUUGAUAACCCUGGCUUGCUUGUUCUUGAUGAGGGACACACACCUAGGAAUGAGCGUAGUGUCAUGUGGAAGACACUAGGAAAGGUUAAAACUGAGAAACGUAUAAUUCUAUCUGGAACUCCUUUUCAGAACAAUUUUCUUGAGCUUUACAACAUUCUUUGUUUGGUAAGGCCUAGGUUUGGUGAAAUGUUUCUGACUAAAGCAAGAGUGGGUCGAAGGCACUAUGUCUCAAAGAAGCAAAAAGAUAAGUUUUCUGAUAAAUAUGAAAAAGGAGUUUGGGCUUCACUAACUAGCAAUGUUACUGAUGAUAAUGCAGAGAAAGUAAGAUCAAUAUUGAAACCAUUUGUUCAUAUCCAUAAUGGUAACAUUCUUCGAACUCUUCCAGGGCUCAGAGAGAGUGUGAUUAUUCUGAAACCGCUUCCCCUUCAAAAGAGUAUUAUUAGAAAGGUGGAAAACAUUGGUUCCGGCAACAACUUUGAACAUGAGUAUGUCAUUUCUUUAGCUUCUACACACCCUUCCCUUGUAACAGCCAUUAACAUGUCUGAGGAGGAAGCAUCACUUAUUGAUAAACCUAUGCUUGAAAGAUUGAGGUCAAAUCCCUAUGAAGGGGUAAAAACAAGAUUUGUAAUCGAAGUUGUUCGUUUGUGCGAAGCACUAAGAGAGAAGGUAUUGAUUUUUAGCCAAUUUAUUCAGCCACUAGAACUGAUAAAAGAGCACCUUCGCAAGUUCUUCAAAUGGAGAGAAGGGAAGGAAAUUCUUCAAAUGGAUGGAAAGAUCCUUCCGAGAUAUCGCCAGGCUUCAAUUGAAGCCUUCAAUAAUCCAAAUAAUGACUCCAGGGUGUUACUUGCAUCUACAAGAGCUUGCUGUGAGGGGAUUAGCUUGACAGGUGCUUCAAGAGUUGUGCUUCUAGAUGUUGUUUGGAACCCAGCUGUUGGAAGGCAAGCCAUCAGCAGAGCAUUUAGGAUAGGUCAGAAGAAAUUUGUAUAUACAUACAAUUUGAUAACUUAUGGAACAGGUGAAGGUGACAAAUAUGAUAGGCAAGCAGAAAAGGAUCACUUGUCCAAGUUGGUCUUCUCUACAGAAGACGAGUUCAAUAAUGUUAGGAACAUGCUAUCUAAAGCUGAAAUGGAGCAUUGUUCUAAGUUGAUUUCAGAAGAUAAGGUUUUGGAGGAGAUGACUUCUCAUGACCAACUUAAAGGAAUGUUUUUGAAGAUCCAUUAUCCACCAACCGAGUCAAACAUUGUCUUUACUUACAAUCAGAUUGCUCCUGUGUAAAGUUCAUGGCAAAUCAUCGUCAUCAGAUUGAUUUAUUGUAAGCGGCCAUUCUCUGCUGUAUGAGUACUCUCCCCAGCAUUUUCAUCUGAGCGAACUUGAUGUUGUCAUCGUUACCUGUACACACUAUCUGGCUAGACAUGCACUGAAGAAUACCAACAGAUUUUUUUGUCUUUAUUGUCCAUUCCACGAUGGAUCAGCCAUUGCUCAUCAUGUAGCUUGGAGAGGACUAAAAGCAGAACUUAAUAAUUGGUGGCAGAGCCUCAAUGUAUUUGGGGGUGCGCACAAGGUUGCGGGCUUACCGAUCCUCUCUAUCCAAAUGUGAUGUAUAAUAAUACGGUUGGAUCUUGUUAGGUGGUCCAAUUUUAUUUAAAUAAAAGACUACCUCAACUUAAAUAAACAGACUCUGCCUCCAAUUGGCAAUUUGGGUGGUCCAAUUCAUUUUGUGCUAUUACCCAUGCCUAACCGCCAACCAUUCUUACAUGCGUAUAAUGUUCCUCGUGUCCUUUUUUUCUGUUGUGUGGGUUAGGGUAUAUGUGUGCCCUUUUAGUUUUUUUUUCAGGUUUUUCACUACAGAUAUGUUAUUGAUGGAGUAUAUGUUCUGUCAAGAUUCAAGAAUAUUGAGAAAUGGCACCCUGCCCUUUUACCAACAGUCCCAGGAAGGAACUGUUUUGUCAGUUUUCCAUCAGGUGAAGACGAUUCAUAAGACCAUCACAUGUACAGGAAUACAGGUCAAUCAGAUCUGGAGAAAUUGACCACAAAGCCUAUGCUCAAGAAUUUAUAGUGAGAUGGAGACAAAUGUGAAACCUGUACACAUAUUGAUGAACUUGGUUAUUCAUUCCAUAUGCAGGGCCUUUAAUGCUAUGCUGUUAAACUCAUCCUCAUCUCCUGGACUGCGAUCAGAUUGUAAGUUCUAACUUAAGUCAUACUGUUCUACUGAAAUAUGUGAUUUUCAUUCAUGGAAAACACUGUUAGCUUUUAUGCUGAUUUUUCUUUUCAACGCGGCAUGUGAGAAUAGAUUUUGUUUUUGUCUAAAUAAAGAUGUAAAACAUUCAGAUUAUACUGCAGAAAUAUUGUGAAGAAAAUGGCAAGAUGUAAUUCAAUUCAGCAUACAGGUCUGUUACAAUGCCACCAACUCACCACUUGUGGUUAAUAAGUUGCUACAGUUAUAUUGUAUGUUGGAAAGGAAUAUAAUGCAUGUGUAUCAUGUACAGCUAUUGUAGAUUUAUAGCCAUUGACGCCUCCUUUUUCACUGAAAUUUUUAUUAAUACUGUCAUUGUCACACACCACGUCACUCACCCGAGAAUACAUGUAUACCUACGAGUCUACGACAUCAUUGGGCUUAUAGGGCGCCUGACUUCAGAACCAAGAAGCCACAUGCCUUUUUUGUUAAUUGAAUAGUCAUUCUUUGCUUCAACAUAUCAGGCUGUUUAGAUUCUGAAAGGAUUGCAUCCUAUCAGGGUGUAACCAUGCUUUGUGCAUGAACUCAUACUUCUUUUCUGAGAGGAUCAUGAACUCAUGCUUAAAGGCGUCAUUCAGGUUUGGUUUUUGUUGCUGGGUGUGAAGAGUAGGCUGUCUUUAUUCGGUUGGCUGAAAGAAGUGGCUUUGAAUAUGUUUGAAGUUCGUUACUAUCUGCAUGAAUGUGGUCGCAAUUUGUUAAAAAAGGGCAUAAUAUCUUACGAGUAAAACCUGGAUCCGUGCGAAGGUGUAAGAUUUCCAUUUCCAACAAAAAUAGCAUCUCUUCUCGCCGUCUGCCGCCACCAGCUGUCAUUCCACCAUGCAAUAGGAUGGUGCCUGCAAGGUAUCUGUGGAGCUUCUGAAAGUAUGAAUUGGAUGGUGUUCUGUUUGUGGAUGGACUAGUUAUGUUUUUGUUAAGAUUGAAAAAGCGCUCCUAAUCUGGUGUCUGACGAUAAAUGCUGCUAUAUUCGUUGGAUAGGGAGGUGUCGGAGCGUAGAUGGAGGCAUGGAGCAUUUCCAUUUUGGUAUGGAAAAUUGUGGUGGCUUUAUAGAGACUAAACAUUUCAUAUCUAACGUGGAUCGAUUUACCACGACUAGCAGUUUCAUAUACUUGUAAUUUUGUAUGUCUUGUAAUUAUAUUAAAAUAGCCAUUAGUGGUAAAAGUUGCACUCUGG
Molecule: messenger RNA, 6814 nt
Organism: Setaria italica (foxtail millet)
Lineage: Eukaryota; Viridiplantae; Streptophyta; Magnoliopsida; Poales; Poaceae
Product: SNF2 domain-containing protein CLASSY 4
Exons: 6
Coding region: 58-4686 (1542 amino acids)
Biological process (GO): gene silencing by siRNA-directed DNA methylation
Molecular function (GO): ATP-dependent chromatin remodeler activity; ATP binding
Source: RefSeq, a predicted model, not a curated record